Oncorhynchus mykiss (rainbow trout) is the source of this 3644-nucleotide messenger RNA. Its product is annotated as sorbin and SH3 domain-containing protein 1. Gene Ontology annotation, cellular component: cytoplasm; cell-substrate junction; nucleus. NCBI's taxonomy places the organism in Eukaryota, Metazoa, Chordata, Actinopteri, Salmoniformes, Salmonidae. The record is from RefSeq and is a predicted model, not a curated record. Gene Ontology annotation, biological process: cell-substrate adhesion. Gene Ontology annotation, molecular function: protein binding.
UGGUCUGGUUCAAGGUCAGAACUGGGCACCUAAAGCAGAGGGUGCAGGGGCCAGUCCGUAUCACCUCACCCAGUUAGUCUCAGAAGACUGAGGAGAGAGAGAGAUCUUAAAGAGGGACUGUCUGGAGUCUUGUAGGCUGGUGUGACUGUCUGAGAGAGCUACCUACUCAAGGCUGGUUGAUCUGGUUUGCAAAGAAUCUUGUUGGGCUGACCAACAGAGGGCAGUGUGAGAUUUGAACAAUCCUACAUUCCUCCGGUCUCCUCAGGUCCUUGCUGUUUGUCUGCAGUCAGAAUCACCCCUCUGACAAGCAUGAAAGGCUCUCCUGACCUAAUUCCGGCUGCAGAGCUGGACCCUACAAGAGUGUGUAAAGGGAAGGGGGUCGUGACUCUGAGGGCCACUCUGGUACACAUAGACGACGAGGACUGCGUCAGUAAAGAUCCCAACGUCGAAACAGCACCAAGUAGUUGGAUCGGCCAGAUCAAUGGAGACAGCUCUCUAACAGGAUUGGCUGAGGGAUGCUUCCACGACAUCACAGACAUCAACAGAACUCAACCCCAGGGAAGUUCUCCUGUGAGCACAGAAGAACGCCAGUUUCUUGCCUUUGACAUUCAGAACCAUAUUACAUCGACAAAGGCUCCCUCUGCCUACCCAUCCACCACCAAAACGGUCAACCCAACCAUAGUUCUGCUACAACACAACAGAGACCCCACCCCAGAGAGGGACAAAUUGUCUGAUCCAGGACCUGUAGUUGGGGCAGAGAGAGAACAGAGCCAACACCCAGAUAUGGAUGGCAAGAGGAUGAGGUUCUCACAAUCCCCUGUCUUGGGCCCACUGAACCAGCCCAACCUGCCAGUACGGAACACAGAUAAGUCCAAGGACUGGUACAAGAACAUGUUUAAACAAAUACACCGAAUUCCAGAACCUGUUGAGGAAAACCCAUACCGCCCCACCUACAUAUUCCCUGAAUUCUAUGAUCCUAGACAGAUGAAAACCACAGAUGAUGGUCCCUCCCCCUACGGUUUUGUGGAAGAUGUGAAAGGGGUCCCACGGUCAAAAAGUGCUGCUGAAGUUGACCAUAGGUUGUCUAUGCCUGUGCCAACCCGGUCCUCUUCCCUCAAACCUUCCAAAAGGAACGAGUGGGAGCCCCCUGACAAAAAGGUAGACACCAGGAAGUACCGUGCCGAGCCCAAAAGCAUCUUUGAGUACGAGCCGGGAAAAUCAUCGGUGCUGAAACUGGAGAGAAAGACUCAGGACAUAAGUCCAGAAGAUGUGCAUUUAGAGAAUGAGCCUUGGUAUAGAUUCUUUUCAGAGAUGGAUUUUGAUGAAGCGAGUGCCCCCUCUUUCAGCCCCUUGGAAACACCCGCCGAACUACAGCAGUACUCCGGGUGUAAGGCCGGACACAGCGAGGUGGAGAAGGACGAAGGAUCAUCCAGCGGCGAGCCAGCGGCUCCAGAAUGUGACCGCCAUGUUUACAAGAGCGUCCUGGAGGGCGGCGACAUUCCCCUGCAAGGUCUGCGGGCCAUCAACAAGCGCCAUGCCAGCACCUCCUCCAAAGAUUCAGAGUCCUUGACCCAAGGAGACCUUGGUGACGGCCUGGAUGAGGUGGUCAGGAGACGCCAUGGAGAUAAAGAGAAAAUUUUGGAAGAGCAACGGCGGCUGAAGAGGGAGCAGGAGGAGGCUGACACAGCAUCGAGGCGACACACGGGAAUUGUUCCCACCCACCAUCAGUUCAUCACUAACGAACGUUUCGGAGACCUGCUCAACAUCAACAUCAAUGACGCAGACAAGAGGAAAUCCGGAUCAGAGAGAACUCCAGCCCUGGCUCGGUUUGACUUCAGAGCGGAGACUCUAAAGGAGUUACCAUUUCAAAAGGGAGACAUUGUGUACAUCAUUCGACAGGUGGAUAAUAAUUGGUUUGAAGGGGAGCAUCACGGCAGAGUCGGCAUCUUCCCGCGGAGUUAUGUUGAGCUCCUUCCCCCCACGGAGAAGGCCCAGCCAAAGAAGAGUGCCCCAGUGCAGGUGCUGGAGUAUGGAGAGGCCAUUGCACGCUUCAACUUUACAGGGGACACGGUGGUGGAGAUGUCAUUCAGAAAGGGAGAGAGGAUCAUCCUGAUUCGCAGGGUCGAUGAGAACUGGUACGAGGGCAAAGUCUCUGGCACCAAUCGCCAGGGUAUAUUCCCAGUCACCUACAUAGAGGUGCACAAACGACCCAGAGUAAAGAAUGGAUUGGAUUACCCAGACCCCCCCAUUGGCCAAUCACCUCACCGCAGCCUCAAUGCUUCCCCUCAGCUGAACCGUGUCCGUAACAACCGGCUCACCACAUCCCCCCUGCCCCUCCCCCGCUCCCCCCGCCGCUCUGUAUCCCCCGAGGUCCAUGCCAUCUCCUCUGAGUGGAUCUCCCUGACCAUAGGGGGUGCCAGCCCCCCCACUGCCCCCACCCCUCCUCUACCCCCGCUCCCCUCUGUGUCUUACCGCUGGGGCGAGUACCUGCCCCCCUCCAAGUCUGCCAGCCCCGUGCCCCCCAUCUGCGGCAGCCCCUAUUGCAUCUCCCCCAUGGCCUCCCCCUCUGCCUCCCCCCUGCCCCCGCCCUACCCGCCCCGCCCUGGCUCGGCCACCCCUUUCCUCACCUUCACCCCGCCCCAGGGGGAGGACUUCCUGCUUUCCCCUCCCUCUCCUCGUCUGUCCCGCAGCCUGAGCCCCUGUGGAGGGGCGGGCCUGGAGAGCUGGUUGACAGGGGCCAGCCCCUUGAGCAUCCUGGAGAGGGAGUUGAUGGAGGGGGAGGGGGCAGAGGGAGACAGGGGCACUGGCCGCGAAGCCCUGGGCAGCUGGCGAAAUAGCCCUGCAGAGCUGCUGAAGAAUGACAGUGACUACCAUGGAAGAACCUCCAGAAGCCCUGUCAUGUUGUUUGACAUCCAGGACAACAACAUGAAUGCUAACUCAUUCACGCAACCCCAGUCCCACAGCAGCAGCCCGGAGCCAAGCCGUCUCAGCUGUGGAAUUUUCCAGGCUUUGUACAGUUACGUGCCACAGAAUGAAGAUGAGCUGGAGCUGCAGGAGGGAGAUCUUGUCAGUGUCAUGGAGAAGUGCGAUGAUGGCUGGUUUGUUGGUACCUCGAAGAGGACAAAACAGUUUGGCACGUUUCCAGGAAAUUACGUAAAAGAGGUCAACUUAUAACCUGCCAGCAAACAUUUAUAGUGUGAGGAGAACCUAGCUCUAACCCUUGGUUGCCUGUUGAGUGUUGGGAAAUAAUUACUAUUAUGCUUGACUCUUUAAAUUAGGACAGUUAUUUAGUCAAGUGAAUACGUUUGUCUAAUGUAAGUGAUCAGUUUGGUCUGAGGUAUGUUAAGGUGCAUGAGGUGACAAUAGGAGAAAGCUAGCUGUUGACCCUCUGCCCAAUCGUCAGUGUGGUGUACACAUACCCUAACCACGUCCUGCACAGUACAUGGCUGAAUUUAUCAUAUGAUAUUCUAACAAUGGAAUUUUUAGUAAAACAAUUCAAUGUCACACACUGCAGCAUACACUGAGUGUACAAAACAUUAGGAACACCUUCCUAAUAUUGAGUUGCACCCCCCUUUACCCUCAAAACAGCCUCAAUUCAUCGGGGCAUGGACUCAAAGUGUCAAAAGCGUUCCACAGGAAUGCUG